Mycena indigotica is the source of this 786-nucleotide messenger RNA. RefSeq lists its product as uncharacterized. The record is from RefSeq and is a predicted model, not a curated record. NCBI's taxonomy places the organism in Eukaryota, Fungi, Basidiomycota, Agaricomycetes, Agaricales, Mycenaceae. The transcript has a single exon. Bases 1 to 786 code for a protein of 261 amino acids.
AUGGCGACAUCGUAUUAUACCAACGCCUACGAUAACCUAGAGAAUCAGCAGGAACUACAAUCCUCACGGCCUUGGUCAUCGAGCUACGCCUACGACGCGACUUAUGGCCAAGAGGCCUAUGAUUGCUACGACGGAAGUGGAGUUCCUGUCGCUACCUGCUAUCAGCCGACCUAUGAAAACUAUGGCACAUUUGACGAAUACACACCCAUUUCUCCGUCAUCGAGCACGUCUUCGGCUUCGCCAUUGACUCCCGCAUAUCAUCACGCGCCACUACUCUUUACGAAAUUGGAUUCGCCGAUAGAGGAGGGAUUGUUGCACGAUGAGGGGGUGGACAAGUCAGGAACAACCACCAGCAACACACGACAGGCGUAUGGUUAUGACGCGCCGAGUGUGGGUCCAUGUGACCCGCCAAUUUCGUGCCUCUCGCCUGCCCAGACCCAGCUUAUCUCUCCGCCCCCUCCAUAUACCCUCGAAAUCAAACAACCGCAGCCGAAACCAAUUAUACCCGUCAUCUCACUCGCAGCAUUGGCCUCGCAGGCUUCCGACGGGUCGCCCAGCCCCAAUUCACCACGCUCGCCACCAUUUAUAUCACCAUCAACCAUACCACGGCGCCCAGUAUUAACACUUUCUUGUUCGGUGCCUGCCCCGCCAACACUUCUAUCACCACUCGAUUUCGCGCUUGGGCUUCCGACAGCAUCAUACCCGGAUGUCUUCCCGCUGGCAUAUCAGGAGGAGCCAAUACCACCCUGUCCGUGUGCGGCCUGCAUGGGUUGCUAUGGCCCAUAG